Rhizophagus irregularis DAOM 181602=DAOM 197198 is the source of this 1650-nucleotide messenger RNA. RefSeq lists its product as uncharacterized. Lineage: Eukaryota; Fungi; Glomeromycota; Glomeromycetes; Glomerales; Glomeraceae. The record is from RefSeq and is a predicted model, not a curated record. Gene Ontology annotation, cellular component: nucleus; RNA N6-methyladenosine methyltransferase complex. Gene Ontology annotation, molecular function: methyltransferase activity.
GAUAAUGAAUUUUUAUUCGUAUCAUUACUAUCAUUACUUCGCGUUUUAAUGAUAAAACUGUGUAUUUAAAAAUGAGCAAGAGAUCUUUAAGACAAAGGCAACAUAACCCUUAUAUCUCUACUGCUAGUAAUGCUCUAUAUGUGGGUUAUGUUGAGGACGAUGAAUCCAUUGAUGCUAUUAUGAAGAAAUUUGAAGAAUUAGAACGAAUUCGAGAAGAAAUUGCGGCCUCUAAUGCUAAUGAAACAGCUGAAGUUCAUCCUCUAAAUGAUAAAAAUAAUACUUUUCAGGAAAAUGGCUUGACACAAGAACAACUUGAAGAAGUUUUUAGGAGAACUUCUAGUUUUACGGUUAAAUCCGCUACUUUCGCACCUAAUUUUGACGAACUGGAUGACUUAGAUUUUUGGCGUGUUGAACUAGAGGAUGGUAACACUGCUGAAUACGAGGAAGAAGACGAUUAUAUGGCGGUUGACAACGACUUUUGGGAUGCUGAAUUCGGAGAUAAAAAGCGAAAACGGAAAAAUGAUAAAUCAUCGCCCGAAAGACGACGUGGUUUUGAUCGUGAAAGUAUAUUGCAACGAUACAAAAUUAUGCAAGUCAAGUUGCAGGACAGGAACGGGAAUUUUUUUACAGUAAAAAAGAAAGUCAGCAAUAUAGAUCCUAGUCUUCCCACAUAUAUAAGAAUUCCGUCAUUACCAAUACCACGUUCGUGGGCACAUACAAUUCUUCCACCUAAAAUUGAAUCAACUUUAAUGAUUCACGGGUCAAGAUAUUUUGAAAACGAUAUCUUAUCAAUGGAUCUUAAAAAACUUGGUCAAGAUUUUCAAGCAGUGUAUAUUGACCCACCUUUUCUAUUACCAGACGAGGAACCUUCACCCGAAAAGAUUACUUUACAGCAAUUUGAAAGCCUUAAAGUGCCUGAUAUCGUCCCAAAAGGUUUCCUUUUCAUUUGGGUUGAAAAAGAAUUCAUACCGGAUAUUGUUCAGAUAGCAGAGAAAUGGAAUUUUCGAUACGUGGAAAAUUUCUGCUGGAUAAAGAAACAUAUUAACAAUCAAAUUUCACGUGCACCAUACCGAUAUUUCAAUAAGUCAAAAUUAUCUCUCUUGAUAUUUCGCAAGGAAGGGGAUAUUGAGUUACGCCACCAAAGAAAUCCAGAUUGUGUUUUUGACUUUAUAAAGCCCAGAACUUUAGAAAUGUUAACUGAAGGAAAGCCGAGAGUUAUGUAUGACAUUAUAGAAACCAUGUUACCGCAAGCAGUAUAUAAUGAACAAAAUCCUAACGGUGAUAAAUUGUUAGAGUUAUGGGCGAAAAAAGGUUCUCAUCGUCAAGGAUGGACAACUGUCGUUCAAAUAUAAUAAUCGAUAUUUUAUAAAUCGUAAUUAUGAUUAUCCGCUACUGUAUUAAAUAGAAAUCAAUAAUAUGAUUAUCCAUAAAUUUAGAAAUGUAUAUAAUUACAAGUCAUUAUCUGCUAUGGGUAAGUUAUUUGAAAACAGUAUGACAAUAAUGAGAAUAAUUUACUAAAAGAAAGUGUUGCAUCGCAUAUAUAGUUACCGUACAAAUUAGUUGAAGGGUAAAUCUCAAACUCAAUAAUUUUCAAAUUUUCAAAAUCGCAAAUUUUUAUAUCAAAUUCUGCAAAUGCCGUUCAAAUUACAA